AUGCUGACUAAGAGUCAAGCCCUCCUUCUAGUUCCCUCUCCUUGGUGGUCCCUCCUCUCUGGCCUUCUUUUGGGGACCGUUCUUGGCUCCUUGGUGGACCCUUCUUUGGUGGACCCUCCUUCCUGGCUCCUUUGUGGACCUUCCUCCCCGGCCUUUGGUGGACCCUCCUCCCUGGCCCCUUUGUGGACCUUCCUCCUGGCCUUCUUUGGUGGACCUUCCUCUCUGACCUCCAUGGCCCCCAUCCCUGGCUUCUUUGGUGGUCCCUCUUUCAUGGUCCCUUCAAGUAUCACUUUCCUAGUUUCUUUCUUGUUUCAUAUCCCACUAUGUAUCACUAUGUAGCACAUGUACUGUAAUACAUUUAUCAAUAAAAUUGGUUUUUGAAAAU
Suillus bovinus is the source of this 385-nucleotide messenger RNA. RefSeq lists its product as uncharacterized. The transcript is spliced from 2 exons. NCBI's taxonomy places the organism in Eukaryota, Fungi, Basidiomycota, Agaricomycetes, Boletales, Suillaceae. Bases 1 to 339 code for a protein of 112 amino acids. The record is from RefSeq and is a predicted model, not a curated record.